GAGAAGGGGUGAGGCCCCAGAAGCUACAGCGUUUUAGGGAUUCUGUCCUACAUACUCACAACCGCCAGGUAUCCCAGAACGCCUUCUAGAGGACAUGCCGACACAGAGGGACAACACCAUGUCCCAGCCAUCAGAUCAUUCCCACCAGGUCCGGGUCAAAGCGUAUUUUAAGGGUGACAUCAUGAUUACACAUUUCGAACCCUCUAUAACCUUUGAUGGGCUGUGCAAUGAGGUGCGGGACAUGUGCUCUUUUGAAAACGACCAGCCUUUCACCAUGAAGUGGAUUGAUGAAGAAGGAGAUCCAUGCACAGUUUCCUCUCAGUUGGAACUGGAAGAAGCUUUCCGUCUGUAUGAAUUGAAUAAGGAUUCUGAGCUGCUUAUCCACGUGUUCCCAUGUAUACCAGAGAGGCCUGGCAUGCCCUGCGCAGGGGAAGACAAGUCCAUAUAUCGACGUGGAGCCAGAAGAUGGAGAAAACUCUAUUGUGCAAAUGGUCACACUUUCCAGGCCAAGAGAUUUAACAGGCGAGCGCACUGCGCCAUCUGCACUGACCGAAUAUGGGGGCUGGGACGUCAGGGCUAUAAAUGCAUCAACUGUAAACUGCUUGUUCAUAAAAAAUGUCACAAGCUUGUUUCCAUUGAAUGUGGCCGACACACAAUAGCGGAACCUGUUAUACCAAUGGAUCCACCAGGCAUGCACUCUGAUCACAGCGAACCAGAACUGCCAUACAGACCAAGAAGCCAAGACAAUCUAGAUCAAGUUGGUGAAGAGAAAGAGGCAAUGAACAGCAGGGAGAGUGGAAAGACCCCGUCUAGCCUGGGACUGCAAGACUUUGACCUUAUGCGGGUCAUUGGAAGAGGCAGCUAUGCUAAAGUUCUGCUUGUCCGGUUAAAGAAAACAGAGAGAAUCUAUGCAAUGAAAGUUGUCAAAAAGGAGCUUGUUAAUGAUGAUGAGGAUAUUGACUGGGUGCAGACAGAGAAGCAUGUGUUCGAGCAGGCCUCAAACCACCCUUUCCUAGUUGGGCUACACUCCUGCUUCCAGACAGAGAGCAGGCUAUUUUUUGUAAUUGAAUAUGUGAAUGGUGGGGAUCUGAUGUUUCACAUGCAGCGCCAAAGGAAGCUUCCCGAGGAGCAUGCAAGGUUUUAUUCUGCAGAAAUCAGUCUGGCAUUAAACUACCUUCACGAGCGUGGUAUUAUUUAUAGAGAUUUAAAGCUAGACAAUGUCUUAUUGGAUUCUGAAGGGCACAUAAAACUUACUGACUACGGCAUGUGUAAGGAGGGGUUGAGGCCUGGAGAUACAACUAGUACAUUCUGUGGCACUCCAAAUUAUAUCGCUCCUGAGAUCCUACGAGGAGAGGAUUAUGGUUUCAGCGUUGAUUGGUGGGCUCUUGGGGUCUUGAUGUUUGAGAUGAUGGCCGGAAGGUCACCUUUUGAUAUCGUUGGAAGCUCAGACAAUCCAGACCAAAACACAGAAGAUUUUCUUUUCCAAGUCAUUCUGGAAAAGCAAAUCCGUAUUCCAAGGUCGCUUUCAGUAAAGGCUGCAAGUGUUUUAAAAAGCUUUCUUAACAAGGAUCCAAAGGAUCGCCUUGGCUGUCACCCUCAGACAGGAUUUGCAGAUAUCCAGGGACAUCAGUUUUUCCGCAAUGUAGACUGGGAUCUUAUGGAGCAAAAACAGGUGGUGCCUCCAUUUAAGCCCAAUAUAUCGGGGGAAUUUGGUUUGGAUAACUUUGAUGCUCAGUUCACUAAUGAACCAGUGCAGCUUACCCCUGAUGAUGAGGAUGUGGUGAGGAAGAUUGACCAGUCAGAGUUUGAAGGCUUUGAAUAUAUCAACCCACUACUGAUGUCUGCUGAAGAAUGUGUAUAAUUUAUAGGACAGCUCCGCAGGACACAUCAGCCUCGGCUGGCUCUGUCUCUCUUCUGCAGGGACAACUACUGUGUGAAUAUUAUCCUGGAAAGCACAAUCUGCAGUAUUGCUGUACCGCUGUGUGCUAAUGUAUAUCAGCUAUUUAAAGCUCUGGAUCGGUAAAAUGGGAUAUGUUUAUUGUACGAACAGAAAAAAAAAAAAAAGA
Messenger RNA from Xenopus tropicalis (tropical clawed frog), 2066 nucleotides. It is a transcript of the gene prkci, whose product is annotated as protein kinase C iota. NCBI's taxonomy places the organism in Eukaryota, Metazoa, Chordata, Amphibia, Anura, Pipidae. Gene Ontology annotation, molecular function: kinase activity; protein kinase activity; nucleotide binding. The record is from RefSeq and is marked provisional.